AUGGGGCGCGGAAACAACCUCAAUGCCGCGUACCUGAAGCGCAAUCGUAACAUUGGCAAAGGCAAGAAACAGAACAAGCGACCCGGUGGGGCAGGAGGCGGGUCACAUGCCGUCGCCAACGCUGGGAUUACUAGGCCUGGUGUGGGAGAGCCGAUCCGGACUCUGAUGGAGAGGAGACAACAGUGGAUCAGCACGAUUGGCCCGGUGGUCAACUAUGGCAAGACGGGGCUGCCCACGUCGACCAUUUUUGAUGAAGAGAAGAUGAAGGAACUGGAGAAUCGAGAGGUGGAGAUAUGGAACACGGAAGCGGAGGAAUAG
This is a messenger RNA of Plenodomus lingam JN3, 318 nucleotides long. NCBI's taxonomy places the organism in Eukaryota, Fungi, Ascomycota, Dothideomycetes, Pleosporales, Leptosphaeriaceae. The record is from RefSeq and is a predicted model, not a curated record.